UAAAAGAAAAUAAUUGAAAUUUUGUUGAUCAAAAAUAUCAGAAUUUAAGGUUAAAUAUCGUUUUGUAAGCAAUUCACUUAUUUUUUUUCAUUAUAUGGUUUCUCAAAUAAUAAAUGGAAUAUGUAUCAUUUAUUAAUAACCGGUGAUCCAGGUAUUGGAAAGACUACAUUAAUAAAAAAAAUUAUAGGUGUUUUAAAAUCUAAAAAUGUUGAUUUUGAUGGAUUCUACACAGAAGAAAUUAGAGACGAUAAUAAUUAUAGAGUAGGAUUUGAAAUUGUGACAAUAGAUGGCAAAAGAGGGAUUUUAGCAAAAAAGGGAUGGAGCAAUCUAUCGUCAUUUAAACCAAAGGUUGGUCAAUAUACAGUACAUACGAAUGAAUUUGAACAGCUUAUAUUACCUAUAUUGGAAAAACCAAAAAAACUAUUGAUAAUAGAUGAAAUCGGUAAAAUGGAAUUAUUAAGCAAGAAAUUUGAAGAAUCAGUUUCUAAUAUUUUCUUUGAUAAUACUGCAGCUGUUAUAGCUACUGUUCCAUUGAAAGACCAAUUUUUUGUUAGGCAACUAAAAGAGAGGAAGGAUUGUCAUCUAAUUACAAUGACUCACUCUAACAGGAAUGCUAUUUUAGAGGAAAUAAAGGACUGGCUUAAUGGUAAUAAAAAAUUAAAAUUGUUUCUGUAAAAGUUUUUGUUUACUAAUCAUCUUCAUUUGAUUUUCAUAUACUAGGAAGAAAAUAAAAUAAACUUCCAUGUUAUUUCUUUUUAAUUUUUUUGCUUUUUAAACUGUGAUAAUCCAUAUAAAACACUUUACAAUUGUGAUUAUGGAUCUCCAGAAAGAUGGAGCUUUUAAAUAGUUUCAGCACUCUUAUAACAUGAGUAUAUAUACUAUGUCGGCUCUAGUGUACUACUUCCAAUUUUUGCCACCGGUGGCGCUGGUGUCUCAGCUGACAGAGAAAGCGUGACGUCACAGGGAGGCAGCGUAACGUAGUGACUCGUGCUGUCACUUACGACACAGCCAUUUUCAUUUCAAUAGUCCGCUAGAUGCUCUAGGUUGGUACGGGGAUGGAAGUGACGUAGCAUCGAAGUAUAGAAAUACCUGUGCUUAAAAAAACGACAACGUAAGGUCACCACGACAAAAUUGAAAUACGGGGUAUCUAAAAAGAAGUGACGUGCAAGGUGUGCCGACGUACGUGUAAGGCUAUAACGGGGUCGUUUAAUGUCAUAACGGUGUGACGUAGUGUUUUGUUAAUAAUGGCAGGGUAUAUCGUAUUUCUUGAUAACCGAACAAGUGACAUAAGACGAUAACGGCAACAUUGAAGUAUCGUUCAUACGGGGUUUGACGUACGUGUUUUGUUAAUAAUACCUUUACACAUUACGCAGGGCGGCACCGGUGCACACAUAGUAAAAAAAUUGUAGGAUUAUCACUAUCUAUACACACAAAUUAGAAUUAAAACUUUAAAUAACGACAACAAACCUUGACUCAAACCACUAAAAGCGAUAAUUGUAGCUGCUUACAUUAUUCAUUAUUAUCAUAUCAUAAUUAUUAUCUCGUAUAUGAUAAUAAAUCAAAGUACUACGAUUGGUCCAGGCCAACUGAUAUAGUGAUCAAAACAAAUAUUUCUCUAGUGUUAUGCAAAUGCUGUAUUAAAAGAAUCACAAACGAGAGACUUGCCACCCUGUCUGCUUUUUAUACAUUCCUAACGAAAGAAAACAAUAAAAUAUUGAAAAUUUUUUUAUUUCAUUAUAAAAACAUCAUAUAAAAAUAAUACAUUUGAUAGUGCACAAACACAUACAUUGUUUUAAUGAUAAAUAUAUUGUGGCUUGAAGUGUGCUAAAGGUCGGUCCAAUUCACAAAUAAAUGUAAUUUUCCCUUCCUUCAACAUAACCCAUAUCCGCAUUAGAUGCUUCAUCAAAUUACCAAAUAAAUGUAGAGGUCUCGCGCGAUCUUGUCUGAGUUAUGCCAAUCGAUGACUGUACAUUUUUUUGUAUCGGAGAUUCUAGCAGUAUUUCAAUGCAAAUGGACGUGGGUGACCCUAAUUUAAACUUGAUAAAAUCCCCUUUUAUAAUGGAUAUACCAGCAAGUGCAUGAAGGUUUUAAAUGUCAUUGUUUAUUACUACAUCACCAUUGGCUUUAUAAUGAUAUAUACUUGAAAUUUUACAACUGUUUGGAAAUAUGAACUCAAUUCCUCCAUUAUCCAAUACGUAAAAUUCCUCGUUCAAUUUGGUUUUUUGAUCAUUUAAACGAAGAAUAAAAUUUGAGUGAUAGGUAUUAGGCUGCCACAGAUAUAGAGGCGAUGAUUUAACUAUAUCACUCGAUGGAUUAUGGGUUGAUUUGCAAAGGAAAUGGCUACCAAAUUUGUUGCUAGUCAUUGUUUGAUGAUCUACGAACUACUGAUAUAAAAUUUUAAUUUCCGCCUUAUUUAUUGAAUUAUUCCAGCCUAACCAAGUAUUUCCAGCAGUCUGAGAUGCUACAAGUAAUUAUAAUCUUUCUACUAUUUCAUUGUAAUCAUCAAAGUAUGUAUAUUCAAUUGGUUUGGUAGUAUAUUCCAUCAACACUCUCACUCGUUGCUUUUCCUUUACCAAUACUGGUCGGAUAAUAGAAUUAUAUUUGACUUUGAUAUAAUCAGGAAAAAUUCUAAUUGGAAGAACAGGGUUAUUUUCACGAGGAUUUAUACUUGUCUGUACCAUCAGUAUCUCUUAUUAUCCCUUCAAUAUACUCCCUAGGAAGCUGUGACGUAUUAUUCUAAAUACUCUUAUAGCACUUUCGGAUCAUUAAUGGCUUGUUGAAAAUCACUAAUUGUAUCAUCUAUGUAUUCAUCCACUCUAGUACGAUCCGGUAAGUCAACGUCAUCAUUUCUAGUUUCAGAAGUAUCUUCAUUUCUUGACAAACUGGGAGGCUCCAUAAGUGUGCUGCUGACCUGCUCACUGGGGCUUACAUAUGCUAGUCUAUAAAACGGUCUAGUUGAUUGUCUAUAGGUCGAGCCUGGUGUAGUAUAGCUCUUCCAAUAUCAAUUACAGAAGACAGUUAUGCGAGUAUCAAUCAAUAUUUCAUAAAUACGCACGGCACUCAUACCAAAUUAAGAAAUGCAAUAUAAAGUUUACUACUCGUAUAAAGUUCAGUCAGUCCACGUGGACUCUGUUUACCAAUGAAAACAUCGAAUCGUAAACAUAAAUGCAUUUCUAUUGGCCUGUAUAUAUACAAUUUUUUCGAAAUAUUUCUGCUAGACAUUAGCAUCGCUGGGUAAAAUUUAUUUACUUCAUAAAUUUCUUUAAAUAAAUAGAAAUAUGGCGUUCUUUAGACCAUGGGCGAAUGAAGACAAUGAAAUUACACAGUGUAGUGAGAAUAAAGACAGGUCUGAAUUCAAUAAUAAAGAUUUAGAAAUACAAAUACAGCAAGCUAUUUUAAAUAUAUUCGAAUGUUUAAAAAAGAAAGAUAUUCAGCAAUUUGAUAAUGCAAUCAUAAUAAGAAUUGCUGAAUUGACUAGAGUAAAUAAAUUUUUUUAUUUAUCGAGUAUUCACUAAAGGGGUUGCUGUGGAUCAUUCAAAGAACCCAAAAACAUGUAAAGAAAAAUUGAAAUAAGUUUUCAAAGCUGCUUAAGAUUUUAUACGUAGGACAAUUUAUAGUUUAUAUAAGGAGAACACGGUUGCGACAUUAGAAGUAAUACAACAAAAGGUAGCAGAUUAUCCAGAAUACAAUCGUACCAGUUUAGAAACAUUGCGUAAAGUUUAGUCAGCAUGUGGUUUUAAACACAAAAAACUGAAUAAACGGAUGGCAAUUACCGAAUCGUCAAGGAUAGUUCGAUGGCGACAAGAUUAUUUGCGUCAGAUAGAAAACUACCGAAGUUCUAAUAGAUACAUAAUUUAUCUAGAUGAAACAUGUAGUAAAUUUCGGUUGGAUUGACAAUAGUCAAAAUGAAUGUUUGAAUGGGCCAUAUUCUAAAUGGAAACGCAUUAUAAUUAUUAAUAUCUGCUAAAAAAAUUAAAAACUGUUCAGCUGAUUAUCAUGAAGAUAUGACAGCAUAACUAUUUAAAAAGUGGUUUGAUGAACAGCUUUUACCUAACAUUCCACCACAGUCAAUAAGCGUUAUGGUCAACGCAACCUUUCACUCGUGGCAACU
Molecule: messenger RNA, 4111 nt
Organism: Diorhabda sublineata
Lineage: Eukaryota; Metazoa; Arthropoda; Insecta; Coleoptera; Chrysomelidae
Product: nucleoside-triphosphatase THEP1
Exons: 5
Coding region: 121-675 (184 amino acids)
Molecular function (GO): ATP hydrolysis activity
Source: RefSeq, a predicted model, not a curated record